Closterium sp. NIES-65 is the source of this 3204-nucleotide messenger RNA. NCBI's taxonomy places the organism in Eukaryota, Viridiplantae, Streptophyta, Zygnematophyceae, Desmidiales, Closteriaceae. The record is from the annotation of a GenBank genome assembly.
AUGGAGUCCGAGGAGAAGCCGCUGGAGGAUGUGAUUAAAGCGAACGGGGACGGUGCUGCUGAGGAGUGUGGCAAGCAGGGUGACAAUGACGAGAGUAUCCGAACGGGGGAAGUUAGAGCAACGGAGGGUAAGGUUGAAGCGGAGAAACAAGGAGAACGAAAAGAAACGGGGGAAGGCGAGAAGGAGGUUGGAGAAGGCGAGAAGGGGACGGAAGAUUCGGAAGGGAAGGUCUUACCUGGGGGAGGCUCCAACUUGCAAGAGGAUGGGCCAGUAAAAGCGGAAGUUGAAACGGAGAAGCGAUUGGAUGGUACUGCGACUGCAAUAGAGGUGGAUACUGAAACGAGGGUAACUGAAGCGGUGAUGACUGAAGCGAAGGUGACUGAAGGAAGAACUGAAGGGGGGGUGACUGAAGCGGAGGGUAUAGAGAGGGAACAGGGUUUGGAGUCAGGAGGGGCAGGGGAGGGCGAGAAAUCAACGAGAGAGAAAAAUAGGGGCCAAGAAGGUGUUGGGGAAGCAGAUGGGGCGGAAGAAGUGGAUGUGGGGGGAGAGGGGUUUGUCGAUGGGGAGGCGGAAGGGAAGUUUGACAAGGAGAGGGGAGGAGGUAAGGAGAUGGGGGGAGAUGAGGACAGGAAAGGGAAUGGGGACAUGAAAGGUGAGGAGAAGGAUGGGAAGAAGGGUGAGGGGAGGGAUGAAGGGAAGGGUGAGGGAAAGGGUGAAGGUUGCAGUGACACUGGCGAGCAGGGUGAUAACAAGGGUCCGAAGGACGCCGUAGACGUGACUUUGGCGAAUGGAUCAGCCGAGGAUGGAAAGGAGAGAGGGGUGAAGGGUGAAGGGGAGAAAGGGAGUUGUGAUACGGCCAAGGGUACGGAGGGGGAAGGAGCAGGAAGGCAGGUGGAACCUCUGGAGAAGGGGGGUGUGGGAGAAGAGAAGCAGGAGCAGGGGGGAGGGAAGUUGGAGGAGGAUGAGGAGGGAGGGAGAAAAGGGGAGGAGGAGAGAGGAAGGGGGGGGAGUGAGGGGGAGGGUAUUAAGGAGCAGGAGAGAACAAACUCAGAGUUGGAAGGAGUAGAGGGAGGAAAGAAAGUGGAAGGAGAAGGAAAUCUUACUGCUACAGAAGCUGCUGCUGCUACAGACAUGAACACUGCAGACGGCUCUGCUGACCGUGGCCCUCCUGGUGCACUCCCAUUGCCAGCAGAGCAGGGACAGCAGGGGAUGGAGGCACAGCCGCCCGUGGCAGCGGAGCAGCAGCUGAUGGACCUCCGCCUGCUGGCGCUGCAGAACGCUGUGCUGCCCGCGCAUGGGGAGGGGGAGGGCGCUGAGGAGGAGACGACUCAGAAUGCAGCACUGCCAACCGGACCAGAGGCACCAGCGGAGGAGCAGCAGGUGCUGCAGGAACAGCGGCAUGAGGGGAUGGAGACAGAGCUCCCAGCAGCAGCAGAGCAGCAGCAGCAGCACGAGGUGAUGGACAUGCGUCUCUUAGCGAUGCAGAACGUGGUGCUGGUGCAGGCAGCGAACGAGGAGGAGGAGAUCGACGUGCUAGAGGUGGACGAGGAGGAGGAGGAGCAGCUCAAGAAGCAGAUGGGCGUGGGGGAGGGCGGCCCUGUUGAGUACAUGGUGCUGGGGGGAGCGGGAGAAGGCCCGGAAGGGGGAGUUGGGGGGGUGAUUGGGGGAGGAGGUGAAGCGGGGGUGAUGGGGGAUGGGGUUGUGGGAGAGGGGCAGGAUGGUGCUACUGCUGGAGUUGCUGCUGGGGUUGCAGGUGGGUUGGUGUCGGAACACCCGCCUGAUGCUGCUGCAGGUGGAAUCUCAGGUGCGGUGAUGGGCGGUGUCGCAGGUGUGGAGUCAGGUGGGGUGGCACUUCCGGUGGUUCCAGGUGGUGGUGGUGAAAGUGUUGCGGAUGUAGCUGGAUCAGCAGGUGUGGGAUUAGCAGCUCUACAGGGAGUCACUCGCCGCACGCGCCAUCGCACCACACGCCCCGCCUCCCGCCUGCCCUUCAUGGCCCUGGAUGGCCAAUCCGCCGUGCUCUCCCCCCACCACGCCGCCCUCAAGGACGGGGUGCUUGGCAUAGGAAGACGAGGUAUGGCUGGGGAAAGUAUGGCUGGGGGAGGUACGGCUGGGGGAGGUACGGCUGGGGGAGGUAUGGCUGGGGGAGGCUCGGUACCCGAAGCACCACUGGAAGCUUCGCCUCACAACGGGCCCACCUUAGGACCAGGCGAGGGCUCUGGAGCAGCGGAGGCAGGGGAAGGCGCGGGGGCGGGGGGAGCAGGGGGGGCCGGGGAGGCAGGGGCGGCAGGGGGAGCAGGGGAGGGUGGUGCGCCGGCCCCUGCUUCUGCGCCUGUGCUGCAGGCAUACCACCGGCGACGACAGGAGCAACCACUGAUCCGCUUUUCCAUAAAGAGCCUGUCAAUGCCAGAGCUCUCAGUGUGCCUGCCCGAGACAGCAUCUGUUGGUGCGCUCAAGCAAGCGGUGGUUGAGGCAGCGCUAGCAUCCUUCGGAAACGGCCUCCGCCUGCGCAUGGUGUUACAGGGUAACCGCUGCACACACGACCAGGCGUCGCUUGCGGACGGAGAGGGAGAGGGAGAGGCCGCGGGGGGGGAGGAGGAGGAGGAGGAGGAGGAGGAGGGGGGGGGGGCGUUGACAUACCCAGGGAGAGCAGGAGGGGAGAGUGGGGCGUUGGUUUUGCAUCCGCACCAGCAGCACUUGCAGAGAGGGGCCGUGGGGGCGGGGGGGGCCAUGAUGGUGCAUCCGAGAGCUAGGGGAGCAGCGGGGCUACAGCUGAUAGAACAGAGGAGGAGGAUCAGGCGGCCAUUCACUGUGGGCGAGGUGGCCUCGCUGGUGGAUGCUGUAGAAGUGUUGGGCACUGGCAGGGCUGCAGCUAAUAGAGUAGAGGAGGAGGAUCAGACGGCCGUUCACAGUGGGGGAGGUGGAAUCCCUGGUCGAUGCUGUAGAAGUGCUGGGCACUGGCAGGCGGGUGGGGGGGUUGGGGGAGGGAAGCCACUGGGGGAGGGUGGGGUAGGUGUCAUUGAGUGGAGGGAUGUGAAGCUGAGGGCAUUUGCGACAUCAAAGCACCGCACCUACGUGGAUCUCAAGAUCGCGCCACAUCAGCGCAGGGGGGAGCCGGUGCCACAGGAGCUGUUGGAUCGAGUGGUGCAGGCGCAUAGCUACUGGCAAGAGCAGCUAAGAAUUCAACGUGAGGAACGAGACUCCUAA